AUUUCCCAGGAAUAUUUCGUCUGAAGUGGUGUGUGUUAAUCACAAAGGCAUCAGUUGGUUGUGUAUAUAGGCCUAACAUUUUUAGGUAUAUAAAACCUCAGAAAGACCAGAUAUUGGUUCAAAGAUCAUCCGAGAUGUCGAAUGGACUCAUGCUUGGUGUGAAAGCUGCAAUCCUGACUGCAGCUAUCAUAGCAGCCGUCCUCUGCGGCAUGCUGCUCAUACCCGACAAGGACGAUCCUCAACGCGACUUCCAACUCGUGUUCAACGAUGACGUGAUCGAGAUCAAGAAUGCCGAAGAUUUGAGACUGAUAAGGGGACAGGUCGGGGUCAUGUUUGAGGAAGGCGAUGCUCAACAAACACCCUGUACAAAGGACGAAUCGGUCAUCGAGUGUUACGAAUGGCCUUCGAUUGCCAAGUUAGAAGUUCGAAUCGAGGAGGACGAGAAUGUGACGUGCCAUGACUACCAAUGGAGAGCAUCAGCGGAGAACAUCAUCCUGCAGGACUGCUACGAGAUCGACGAAGCCCACUGGUACGGUGGAGCAGCCAUCUUCAACCAGCACUGGCCAAUCAACGAAUGGAACGAGCCAAUGACUAUAUUUGGUUCAGCCAAUAUGUACAGGAAUCCGACUUGGUAUGGCUCUUUGGUCGAGCGAUAUUUUGUGUCUUCCAAGGGCGUCGGUGUAAGGCUAUCCCACAACACACCUCUGUACGUCAGCAUCAACGCCAGUAACGAUGGCAAGAUCUGCUUCAGAGGACAAUAUCCACUUAAUGCAGAUUCAUAUUCCUCUUAUCCAAACCCGAAUAACGACUUGCCUGUCUUGGAUUAUAAGAUAUGUACUGCCAAAGACGUCGUCACUGUUCAUGAAUACAUGUCGAAGAGGUUUGUGAAGAAACCUACAGGCAUGCCGGAUACCCGAAUGAUGAAAUCACCGGUCUGGUCGACAUGGGCUCGGUACAAAAAGUUCAUAAACGAUAGAAUUGUAUUAGCCUUUGCACAUGAGAUUAUUGAUAACGGUUUCAAUAACAGUCAAAUAGAGAUAGAUGAUGGUUACUCUUACAGAAACUUUGGAGACUUCAUUUUUGACCCUGAAAAGUUUCCGGAUCCUAAAAAUAUGACCGAUGAGUUACAUGCUCUCGGCUUCAGGGUCACAUUGUGGAUUACGCCAUUUGCCAACCAGAAUACAGAGGCUUGGAAAGAAGGUGACUACAAUGACUACUGGGUGAAAGACUCGGUAGGAAAUACUGCCGAAGUGUUUUGGUGGAACGGACCACGAGCUGGAAUGAUCGAUGUCACUAACCCAAAGGCUGUUGAUUGGUUUGUUGGAAGGCUCAAGCAAGCACAGGCAGAUUAUGGUAUCGAUUCGUUCAAAUUCGAUGCGGGUGAGACACAGUACCUUAGCAGCUACCACACCAAGGAACCGUUGAUCAACCCCUGUGAGUUUACAACAAAAUGGGUCCAACUGGCUGGACAACUAGGAAACUUGAUAGAAGUUAGAUCUUCAUUUGAGAAUCAGGGACAGUCAACUUUCCUGCGUAUGAUGGACAAAGAUUCUCACUGGGGCUGGGACAAUGGUCUCAAAACCCUUAUCACCACUGCCCUUACGUAUAGUGUCCUUGGUUAUUCCUAUGUCUUACCCGAUAUGAUCGGAGGCAAUGGAUAUCCAUUCUUUUCUAUCUUUCCUGAUCGUGAACUAUACGUCCGAUGGCUCCAGAUCAACGCCUUCCUUCCCGCCAUGCAGUAUUCAAUCUCACCAUGGCAGUACAACGACACCGAGAUCGUUGAAAUCGCGCUUCGGUGGACGAGUUUCCACGAGAAUGUCGUCACUCCGAAAAUGAUCAAGCUAGCCGAGGAAGAAUACAUCACAGAAGGGAAGCCCCUGGUCCGCCCACUAUGGUGGAUAGCUCCGACUGACCCAGAAACCUUCGUCAUCGACUCGCAGUUUCUCGUCGGUGACGACAUGCUUGUGGCGCCCAUUAUAGAUGAAGAUGCACGGUCACGUGAUGUGUACCUUCCAGCGGGCCUAUGGAAGGAUGAGAUACACAAUUCAAUGCAUGAAGGGGGCACAUGGCUUCGUGACGUCAAAUGCGAGUUGGAUGAAAUUCUCUACUAUACCAAACAGGAUAAUUAACUGUCAGCUACAACCAGACACCCCGCCCCCAUCUCGAAGGUGUGCAUAUUUUGCGAUUACAAUGGGAAC
Messenger RNA from Strongylocentrotus purpuratus (purple sea urchin), 2198 nucleotides. Its product is annotated as myogenesis-regulating glycosidase. Gene Ontology annotation, molecular function: hydrolase activity, hydrolyzing O-glycosyl compounds. The record is from RefSeq and is a predicted model, not a curated record. Gene Ontology annotation, biological process: carbohydrate metabolic process. The transcript has 3 exons. The coding region runs from base 135 to 2129 and encodes 664 amino acids. NCBI's taxonomy places the organism in Eukaryota, Metazoa, Echinodermata, Echinoidea, Camarodonta, Strongylocentrotidae.